Messenger RNA from Malaya genurostris, 1160 nucleotides. RefSeq lists its product as uncharacterized. The record is from RefSeq and is a predicted model, not a curated record. The transcript has 2 exons. Bases 40 to 966 code for a protein of 308 amino acids. NCBI's taxonomy places the organism in Eukaryota, Metazoa, Arthropoda, Insecta, Diptera, Culicidae.
ACCGGGACGGAUCACAGUAAUCCGAGUGCGAUUUACAGCAUGUUUCCCAAAUGGAAAAUCUUUCUCGUCAGUUUCGUUCUCACCAACAUCCGCGUGACGUCAACAGCGGAGAACGAAACGGAAACCGAGGAAGGUCGAUUUAUUUUCUGGGGCAGACCCGUGCUGAUUGUUCCUCCGACAUCGCCAACACGUCACCAGCUCAUUUCCGGAAUUGGCGUUCCGUUGUCGGCUCAGGAAUCCGUCACAUUCGGCUGGGUUAUCAAGGCACAGUACUUUCUGCCAACGACGGUCGACGCCCUUAGACCGGUCCUAUGGGAAGGAUGGAACGAUACCAGACGGUCGCUGGAGAAACGCGAAACGGCAACCAUGAUGACUGGUCAGCACUACGAGAACUAUACGGCAACGGAUGUAAAAGUAGAAACGGAACAGUUACCCGACUUGAAGGAAACAGCUGAUGAAGGCGAUGGAUACGACGAUGACUUCGAUGACGGUGACGAAAACUACUGGUUAGAUGAGGAAGAAGAGAAAAGAAUUCAGGAAGUGAACGAAAAGUUUCUUCCUGUUGAUUCCAAACCGCCGGAGAACGGUUAUAAUGCCGAGCUGUCUCGUUGGACUACUUAUAAAAUGAUGGAGAAAGCAGGAGAAAAUUACGGAUUCGGAGGGCGCGCCUGUAUGCUGCGCAGUAUAUGCGAAGCUGCAGCAGCGGAAUUCACCCAUACCGGAGGAGUGUUUGCAGAACUGUUCCAUAUUGUGUUUACACCAUCAACAACAGCGGAACCAAUGUCGGACCAUGGUGAUAACGAGUAUUAUCGAGCUGAACAACUAGGACGAGAAGGCGCCCCCUGCGAACAGGUGUAUCAUGAGUGUAAAAACACAAUUCUGGAUGUUUUCACCGGGGUUCAUGAUCCAGUUAGUAAUGUUUUAAACGUGGCACAUGACAAGUUCCGGCAAGCGAUGAAGAAGUAGCUUGUCCGGUAGAAAUCAAUGUCUUGCGACAACAAAAUGAACUAUUUCACGCGACCUUCUGGAAAUGGUUUCCUUGAGCAGAUGAAAUUGUCGUACAACUUGUCAAAAAAGAUGCUUUGAUAGGAAAAUUCAGAUUGAUCUCAAUCAGGCCCGUACCCAGGAUUUCGUUUCGGGAGGGGCCUAAAGAUAAAAAA